Dentiscutata heterogama is the source of this 133-nucleotide messenger RNA. Lineage: Eukaryota; Fungi; Glomeromycota; Glomeromycetes; Diversisporales; Gigasporaceae. The record is from the annotation of a GenBank genome assembly.
UCAUUUCACGAUGGGUUUCCUAAAUGCUUUGUGAACGUUUUUGGGCUAAGCUAUUCAGAAGUUACGUGGCAUGCUAGUGGACUAUUCAAUGUUGAAUGUUACCAAAAUGAGAUUGAAGUUGAAAUGUGUGAAC